Messenger RNA from Triticum urartu, 1258 nucleotides. Lineage: Eukaryota; Viridiplantae; Streptophyta; Magnoliopsida; Poales; Poaceae. The record is from RefSeq and is a predicted model, not a curated record.
GGAAUCAAGCAGGCGGCCUUCCUCGGCUGGCGAGGGCAUCCCUAUUCCACCGGUAACCUCUGUCCAACCAGAGGCGUCGGGUGCUUUAUUGGCGGCGCUGAAGAGCGCCUCCAUCGUCGAUGAACACCGUGCCCUUAAGGGUGCGGUGAUUGAGAAGAUUCGGUCCGCUAAAAAUGGACUGAAUGAAGCAUGUAUCGACCUUAUAACAGGUUUUGAGGUGUCUGUAGCGGCUACUGUCGCUCAUACCGCGGAGGUUUCUGGACUGAAUCAAAGUCUGGAGCGGGCCGAAGCGGAGCUUGGCCGGUUAAAAAGGCAGUUGGAAGAUCAACAAGUUUUGCACAAAUCUUGUUUGCGUUUAGUGCAAAUGAAUUUUCAGUAUGAUAGAAUAUGUGUCAUGGUUUGUGCCAGGGGUGAUGACCGAAGUCGAGGCUCUAAAGAAGGUUGUUGCCAAGCUGAGGAAAAGGCAGCCGCAGAGCAGGCUCUUCGUGAGAAGCACGAGGCCAAGGUUGUGGAAGCUAAGCGAGAGCUCCAAGAGACCAUGAAAAAAUGCGAGACCCUGGAGCAGAGUUUAACGGAGAAAGAAUCCGAACUCGCCAGGUCUCAUCAGGCCAUGUGCGAUGCUCGUGGGGAAACCCAAGACGCCCUACAAGAGAUCCAAGAGGCGAGGGAGAUCACGGCGGGGAUAUUUGCGGAACUUCCUCGCAGCAUAUCGGAUGCCGCCCAAUUCUACCGAGCCGAAGAGGGGAAUACUGUGGUUAAGCUCUUCUGGCCGCAGUAUCUAGCACCGAAUUAUCCGGUGCCUUUUACCGAUCAACUGAAACAGCUGAUCAAACUGCAUAAGGCGGCCGAACUAGCCAUAAAGGUUUGAUUAUCCGGCUAUGACCCGCCGAGCCGAUUCCAGGCAGCUACUUCGGGCUUGUGAAGCGACUUGUUAGUGCCUGCCCUCGACUUGACGUCAUCAAGCAGUCGGUCUGUAUAGAAGGUGCACGAGUGGCCUUUGCCCGCGCAAAGGUGCACUGGGGGAAGAUGGAUGCUGAAAAGCUGAUGACCGAGGGACCGCCAGAGGGAAAGGAGCACCGCAAGCCUGAAUUGUAUUAUGAAAGUGUCCUGAAAGGAUCCUGCCUUGCGGUGGAGCAAUGCACCAAGGAUAUUGUAUUUCCAUGAAUAUAGUCAUGUUGUCCUUUGUAAUGUGUGAACAAGGCCAUUUCUAUUAUUUAUUGCCUGUUAUAAAAGUUUACCCUCCUGCGCGGCCGUUUUA